This is a messenger RNA of Ipomoea triloba (trilobed morning glory), 1392 nucleotides long. Its product is annotated as receptor kinase-like protein Xa21. Bases 158 to 1381 code for a protein of 407 amino acids. The transcript has a single exon. The record is from RefSeq and is a predicted model, not a curated record. NCBI's taxonomy places the organism in Eukaryota, Viridiplantae, Streptophyta, Magnoliopsida, Solanales, Convolvulaceae. Gene Ontology annotation, molecular function: protein binding.
ACCAACUGCAAUUUCAUUUUUCUCUAAACCCAACCCACCUACUCUUCUACUGCUCUACUCUUUUUCCCUUCCCAAAUAAUUUAUGCUCUCAAUCUUUAUUUGCAGUGUAUAGUAUAGUAGUGUCACAUUGCCAUUUCAUCUGGGCUUAGCUCUAACGAUGAGGAGUGUUGUAUCUGCUAACAUUACAUCUUUCAUUGCCAUUCUCGCCCUUCUUCUUCAUUAUUCUACCUGCACCUUUGCGAUUCCCAUUCUUCACCCCCAAGAUUUCUUGGCUUUGCAGGCUAUUCGGAAAAGCUUGCAUGAUUUGCCUGGUUCUCAAUUUUUCGCUUCCUGGGAUUUCACUUCCCACCCCUGUAAUUUCCCCGGUGUUAUCUGCGAUGCUGAUAGGGUUAUCUCCUUGAAUCUCGGUGAUUCCACAGCCGGGUCGCCCGGUUUAACCGGACAAAUUGACCCGGCUAUUGGUAAGCUUUCUGCUCUCGCCGAGUUUACUGUGGUUCCGGGAAGGAUAAUCGGUACAUUGCCGGAAAAUCUGUCGCAGUUGAAAAGUCUCAGGUUCCUAGGCAUCAGCCGGAACUUUUUGUCGGGGAGGAUUCCGGCGGCUAUUGGUCAGCUCAAGAGACUACAAACGCUUGAUCUCAGUUUCAAUCGGUUCACCGGAAGUAUUGCUUGGGAAAUCGGAGCCUUGCCGGCAUUAUCCAACGUCAUUCUCUGUAACAACCGUCUCUCCGGUUCAGUCCCUCCGUUUGUCUCCCAAACCCUAACCCGGCUCGAACUAAGACAUAACAACCUUUCCGGUUCACUCCCACUGAAUGCUUUCCCUUCCUCGCUUCAGUACCUUUCUUUGCCGUGGAACCGGCUGGCCGGCCCAGUAGACCGGAUCCUAACCCGGCUAAACCGGUUAAACUAUCUCGAUCUAAGCUCGAACCAGUUCACCGGCUCUAUUCCGGGAAUCAUAUUCAGUUUCCCGAUCACAAAUCUGCAACUUCAGAGAAACAAAUUCUCCGGUCCGAUUUUGCCGGUUCGUCAGGUGACAAUCCAGACCGUUGAUCUCAGUUUCAACCGUUUUUCCGGUGAAAUAUCUCCAUUUUUCUCGACCGUACAGAGCUUAUACCUUAACAACAACCGGUUCUGGGGUCAAGUCCCCGGCGGCUUAGUGAAGCGGUUACUAUCGGCGAAUAUACAGAUUCUGUAUUUACAGCACAACUACCUGACCGGAAUGGAGAUCAAUCCGACGGCUGAGAUUCCGAUAAGCUCAUCGUUAUGCGUGCAGUAUAACUGCAUGGUUCCGCCGGUUCAGACCCCGUGUCCGUUGAAAGCUGGGAAGCAGAAGGCCAGGCCUACUGAGCAAUGUGUUGAGUGGAAGGGUAGAACGGGGAAUUGACGGCUGCAAAA